CAGCUUAAAACCAAUCCAAUCUAAUCCACUACCACAAGCGAAACUCAUAGGAAGUUAAUAAUUUGAUCUACCUUGCCAAUGAAUUUAUGGCAACCUUUCAAGUCUCAACCAUAUUUCCUUUGAGGGAUUCUUCAAAUCAAAAGCGUAUUCCUAAAGGAGUAGUUAUUGUAGCAACCAAUAAUGCACCAAAUGGCAAGUAGUGCAAAACUUUGUGAUCCAGUGGUGAUGUCUGAGAUAUAUGCAAUCAUGGAGGUAGUUGCUGAUAGAGUGGAGAUGCACAAGAACAUUGGAGCACAGCGCGACAAUUGGAACCACCUCCUUCUGAGUUCCAUCAAUGUGAUCACUCUCACUGCUGCAAUCAUUGCAGGAAUUGCAGCUAGCAGUACUACAAGUGCUGGAGUACCCUUUACGGCACUCAAGGUCUCUUCCGCUCUUCUCUAUGUAGCAGCCACUGGAAUGUUGGUGGUGAUGAACAUGAUCCAGCCGUCCCAACUAGCCGAAGAACAGAGAAUUGCUGCCAGAUUGUUCAAGCAGCUUCAUAGCCAGAUUCAAACAACAGUGUCACUUCAAAACCCGAAUUGAAGCAGAAUUAGUACUAUGAAGCUAUAGAGAAAGUGUUGGCAUUGGACAGGGCAUAUCCACUUCCUUUAUUAGGUGAAAUGCUUGAUAAAUUUCCCAAAACUGUGGAGCCUGCAAUAUGGUGGCCGCAACAGAAGCAGCUUAGCCGACGAGGAGUACCUGAUCAAGGAAUUGAAGGAAGAUUGGCAAAUAGAUCCAACAGUUGGAGUGCAAAAAUUGAAGAGGAAAUGACAGAGAUUGUUGGGGUAUUGAAGAGCAAGGAUGUGCCAGAGUACCUGAGGUUGACCGAGGUAGCCUUGAAAAUUAACAGAAUUCUAGCCAUUUCUGGCCCUCUUUUAACAGGGCUUGCAGCUUUGGGAUCUGCUUUUUUGGGUUCUAGUAUUUUUGGAGUUUGGAGCGGGAUGGUAGGAGUCAUUGGGGGAGCUUUGGCAAGUGUGGUGAACACAAUAGAGCAUGGGGGUCAAGUUGGAAUGGUGGUUGAAAUGUAUAGAAGCAAUGCUGGUUUCUUUAGGCUCAUACAAGAGACCAUAGAAGCAAAUUUAAGAGAAAAAGAAGUUGGGAGAAGGGAGAAUGGGCAAGUGCUUGAAAUGAAGGUGGCUUUGCAUCUGGGAAGGAGCCUAUCAGAACUCAAGCAUCUUUCUGUCUUUUCUUAUGGAAGCAAGCUGUUCUAGACUAGUAGACUUCUAGUGCAUGUUAUGUUGGUUUAACCCCUAAACUUGUUUAGUCUUGUGAAGUAAUUUAUGUUAUCUAUUUAUCUAACGUCAAAGGAAAUUUACAGUUUAUCAAUA
Molecule: messenger RNA, 1367 nt
Organism: Rosa chinensis
Lineage: Eukaryota; Viridiplantae; Streptophyta; Magnoliopsida; Rosales; Rosaceae
Product: probable F-box protein At4g22030
Exons: 2
Coding region: 660-1250 (196 amino acids)
Source: RefSeq, a predicted model, not a curated record